Neocloeon triangulifer is the source of this 2137-nucleotide messenger RNA. It is a transcript of the gene stx, whose product is annotated as midnolin. The coding region runs from base 137 to 1396 and encodes 419 amino acids. Gene Ontology annotation, cellular component: nucleus. NCBI's taxonomy places the organism in Eukaryota, Metazoa, Arthropoda, Insecta, Ephemeroptera, Baetidae. The record is from RefSeq and is a predicted model, not a curated record. The transcript is spliced from 6 exons. Gene Ontology annotation, molecular function: protein binding.
CGCAGGCAGCCAGUGCAAUCGCGAGGCCGCCCCGCCGCGCACCAGCCGAAGCCGAGUCGCCAAGACAGUCUCUCUGUGCCGAGAGAGAGAGAAGAGAGAGAGAGCAGAGAGCGGACGGACGUCGGCCCGAGUUAGGAUGGAGGGCGACGGGUGCGGGUGCAGCCCCCGGGGCGCCUCUAAAAUGGUGGUCGUGGUGAACCCGACGACCGGCGGCCAGCUGGAGGUGUCCGUGUGUCCCAGCGAGUCGGUCGACUCGCUCAAGAAGCGGCUCAGCAAGCGGCUCAAAGUGGCCAAGGAGCGCAUCUGCCUCCUCCACAGGGACAGGCAACUGCGCGAGGGCAGUUUGGAGGAGAACCAACUGGUCAAUGGCAGCCGACUGACCCUGCUGCCGAGCGUUGAGACUGGACUUCUGGCGCAGCGGCCAGAGCAGAGUGUGAUGCAGGCUUUGGAGAGCCUCAGUGACUCGCAGGUGCAUGACUUCCUGUCCGGCAAAGCUCCCCUGAACCUGACCAUGCGGCUGGGCGACCACAUGAUGCUGAUCCAGCUGCAGCUGUCCACAGUGACCCCGUCGUCGAGUCGGAGUAGUUCGUCGUCCUCCUCCUCUUCGUCCUCGUCCUCCUCGUCUUCGGCGAAACGCAGCCGCGAGUGUCCGGCGGUGGCCGUGGUGAUGCCCACGCGCAAGGACUGCUGCUGCGAGCCGCGGCCCCAGAAGGGCGGCCACGUCCUGGACACGCGCGCCCUCGCCGAGGCCUCCCGCAACCUCACCAAGACCCUCAAGCAGCUCUCCUCGGAGGUUCUCACCUCCAGAGCCACCACCACCGCCACCUCGACGACCACACCUGCCGCCACGCCCUCAGAAGAGGAAAAGAAGCGGCAGGGCGCCAUCAUCGAAAGCAUGCACCACCACGGCAAGGGCGUCUACUCGGGCACGUUCUCGGGCACGCUGAACCCUGCCCUGCAGGACAAGUUCGGCCGCCCCAAGAGGGACAUCUCCACCAUCAUCCACAUUCUAAACGACCUGCUGUGCGCCACCCCCCAGUACCGCGGCGUCUCCAGAAGGCACGCCGCCUCCGCCCUCGCCCAGACCACCGACGCCUCCGGACAGCCGGGCAAUGCCCCCGAACGACUGGACGAGUCAACGAGCGAGGAGAACCUGGCGACGCGGUGCAAAAUGGAGCAGCUGCGACUGAUCAUGGAGGAGCGACGGGCACGGCGGCGGGCGCGACGCGAGGCGCGGGCGGCGCCGUACUGGUCGCCGUCGCACGAGGUGACGUCGGCGCCGAGCAGCCCCCAGCAGCAGGCGUGCACGGCCUCGAUCGCCGCCUCGGCCGCCGCCGACGACGCCAUGGACACCUCCGAAGAGCUGCACGCGCCCCCCGAGGCGCUGCUCGCCUGAACUGAAUUCAAUAGUGAUCGCUGGCCGCCGGCCGCGCCAAUGUGCAAAUUUCCGCGGCCGGCCCUCGGGUGUGUCGUAGUCCUUCGUCUGUCCACACUCGCCGCCAGGCAGCAGCACCAGGCACCUCCCCUGCAAAGACAGACACUCGAGCUGCUUUCUCAACUAUACCCACCUAGCAUAUGUACAUAUAAAUGAAUGUUUAAAGCUUCUCAAACGUUUGUACACUUUUUUCCCCCCACAAAAAGUGUGUGAAUUCGCCCUCUUCUUCGUUCGGACGUGCCCAGUGCUGCUGCCCCGCUUUACUGUAAUACUAUUAUGACUUCUGUGGCAGAAAGUUCAAACGGUUCCGCAAAAUAAUUUCUGCAAAAUUAGACUUAAUAAAUAGUACCACAAACACACACGGAGCCUUUCGACUGGCUGCCUCGUUGGCUACGAAAAUAAUUAAAAUUAUAUACUGCUUGCAAAAUUCACCGAGUUGACAUUUGUUCUCAUCGCGAGGAUGUACCUACCGUAUCGGAAAUGUAUUAUUAUUAUGGAACUAUUUAGAUUCGAUUGAAAAUCAAUCUCUUUUUAUUUGUUGUUGAAUUUUGCAAGCGCUCCAUUAGCUACGAUGUAAUUAGAUUAAUUGUUUGCAACUUUCAUUGUGAGAGCUGACUGGGUGAACUUUGUUAUCGAUUGGCUGGUUGUUUGGUUGAUUGUGCGUUUUCUCAGAUUAAAUCCACUAGUUCUUAAUUACCGAAU